CAAAAAAUUGUUGACCAAGGCGUCGCAGAACGUGACCAGUGUGUUCCGGUCCUUCACUGGCGCUAUGCAUGGCAAAUAGCGAUGGCGAUCCGGGAGGUCUUCAGUUUGGAAAAUUGUGAUGCUGAUGAAUAGUGGCAUUUACUUAAAAGAAAAGUCGUCUUGCGCCCAAGUAUGAGAAGUUUUUCACGCGGUUUCCUUGUCCCUGACUAGUGGGUGCGCAUGACAAAGUCCUCUGGGUAGGAGUUUGCGUGACGAAGAGAGUGGCGCUUCGUUUGCCGGUCACGCAAGGCACAUGCUGGGGCCAGACCCAGAGGACAAAAACAAAUAAGAAUCAAAUAUGCAAGGCUGGCGUAUUCUUUUUCACAAGCUUCAUCUAUCAGUGAUGUUCUGCCGACCCAGAUCGAUAUUUGCAAUGCAUACGCGCCGUGUUUCUCACGCAGGAACAGCGAGACGAAACCCGAGCUUUGGUGACCGAUUUGGAGAUCCUCUGUCUCCCGUUGCUCACCGAGAGAGCCGUGGAGCUUCACGGGCGGGAUGUAGUUCACGUUGAACAACAGGAAGGACUGAGACAAGCAAACAAAUCGGGCGAUAAGUUUCUACCUACAAGUACAACCCCCCACCACCACGACGACCCCGACGCCGAAGGAGAUUAUAAU
Amoebophrya sp. A120 is the source of this 656-nucleotide messenger RNA. The record is from the annotation of a GenBank genome assembly. NCBI's taxonomy places the organism in Eukaryota, Dinophyceae, Syndiniales, Amoebophryaceae.